This is a messenger RNA of Phlebotomus argentipes, 2508 nucleotides long. RefSeq names its product mitochondrial uncoupling protein 4 (gene Ucp4A). Gene Ontology annotation, biological process: response to cold. The record is from RefSeq and is a predicted model, not a curated record. The coding region runs from base 665 to 1642 and encodes 325 amino acids. Lineage: Eukaryota; Metazoa; Arthropoda; Insecta; Diptera; Psychodidae. The transcript has 3 exons.
UUUUUUAAUCAAAGUUGAAAACGGGAAACAGCGACCCAUGACGGCGUGAGGUAAACAAAUGGGCGAUUCCAUGGUGGCGCGAGCGAGUCAGCUGGGCUGCUGUCAAAGUGCAUUGUUUUCGUGUGGCGAGCAAAGAGUGCAUUUUCAUCGACCCCAUUUGCAUGCAUUUUUCCAUGGCAAAUUGAUAAUGAGUGGGAAAAGAGACGCAGUGAGAGUUGUGAAAAGUGCUUCGGCCGCAGCCAAUCACCUCUGAAGACGAUAGACAACAUGGAAGAGUCCGAACAGUCAACUUUCUCUUGCUAGGACAACAUUGAUAGUGUUCCCCACUCAUUUUGCGGCACUUUGCUAUCGUGUCCAGUGCUAAUUUUGGCAUUCGUCAGCUCUCUGGGGCGUGUGGAAGAUAAACGCGAGCCCUCCCUGUAUCAGAUCAAUAGCAGCGCCCAUAAAAACAGAGUUGUGAUAAUGCGAAUCGUGGCCUCAGUUCGCAACACUGUUUCCCAUUCGUUCGUCGCUGCUCUCCGGCCUCUUUUGGGCUCUCUGACGGCCUCUGGGGCCGCUAUGGUGUGAUCUCAAUCCCAUCGACUGACUCCCGAGGGUGCGACGCAAUAGAAUCUGUGGAUUAUCCGUUCGUCAAUCGGCUGGGCAAAGCAACGUGAGCGCCAAAAUGCAGCAGACCACGAGAACGGAAAUGCGUCCGGUGAAGUAUCACUAUGCGGACUCCUUUCUCUGCACCUACGUCGUCUCCGUGAUAGCGGCGAACAUGGCGGAAUUAGUGACCUAUCCCCUGGAUUUGACUAAGACGCGCCUCCAGAUCCAGGGCGAGGCGACGGCGAGCGUGAAGGUGGACGGCAUGAUCUCCCGGACGCAGCAUCGUGGCAUGCUGGCCACUGCGCUGGGCAUUGCGCGCGAGGAGGGCGCGCUGAAGCUGUGGCAGGGCGUCACACCGGCGCUCUAUCGGCACGUGGUGUACAGUGGGGUGCGCAUCGUGACGUAUGACACACUGCGGAAGAGCAUGAUGACGGCGAGUCAUGAGAACGCAAGUUUGCCGAUACACAAGUCAGCCCUGUGCGGUGUCACGGCCGGCGCUCUGGCGCAGUGGAUGGCGUCGCCGGCGGAUUUGGUGAAGGUGCAGUGCCAGAUGGAGGGCAAGAGGCGACUGAUGGGCCUGGAGCCGCGCGUCCACAGUGCCGCGCAUGCAUUCAGAGAGAUCGUGAAGCGCGGCGGCGUGCGAGGGCUAUGGAAGGGCAGCGUGCCCAAUGUUCAGCGUGCGGCUCUGGUGAAUCUGGGCGAUCUCACCACGUAUGACACGGUGAAGAGGACGAUCAUGCGACGCACGGGACUGCCAGACUGCCACAUCGUGCACGUAGCGUCGUCUGUGUGCGCUGGUCUCGUGGCGGCAACGAUGGGCACGCCGGCGGAUGUUGUGAAGACGCGAAUUAUGAACCAGCCGGUGGAUAGCACGGGACGUGGUCUUCUCUACAAGGGCAGCGUGGAUUGCCUGAUGAAGACAGUGUCCAAGGAGGGAUUCUUCGCGCUGUACAAAGGCUUCCUGCCCGUGUGGAUUCGCAUGGCGCCGUGGUCGCUCACCUUCUGGCUCUCCUUCGAGCAGAUCCGCUCAAUGCUCGGCAUUGGCGGUUAUUGAAGAUCUUCACGAGGCACCUCAAUUGAUUCUGCGUUACCCAAUAGAAUUACCAUUUUACUUCCCUUUUAGUUUUAAAGCCGUUUUCUCUAUAAUCGUGGACACAAAAUGAACUCAGGCCAAUGUUUUCGAUUUUACACGUUAAUCCAGAAUCGAGUAGAAUUUAUGCCAUAUAAUGUCUUUUAGCCGUUUUUAUCCAACAGAAAUUCUCAGGAGAUUCAGUUUAUAUGGCAAUCAAGAGGUACUACGUAGUAACAAUAGUUUUAGCGAAGGAAAUUAGCAAACAAUUUCUGUAACCAUUUGACUUAUCACCACAAAGAGAUCAUUGAUGAGAAGAAAUAUAUUUUCUUACUUAAGUUUCAAAGGGUUUUAUUGGGCGAUAUUUUCUUAUACAAUAAUAAACUGCCUUGUUAAUGAUUUUAUGUACUUCCACCAUCUUCAAUGGUUGCAACUAAUGGAAAAUAGCACCAAAUAGAAGUUCUGGACUGCUUUGCAUUUCUUAUUUGCUCAAUUUGACUUUCAUCAAUAUCAGAGUUAAGCGAUAAGGCGAUGUGUCGUAGAGUGGAUGAUCUCUUUGUGAGACACUAAUCAUAUAAUCAUAGCUGUGAUUUUGUUGUAAUCAAUAAAUAGAGAUUAGACUAGAAGCAGGUCUGAUGGCAUUUUUCAUGGAAUUUUAGAGUGCAAUUAACGUGUAUAGCUUAGAGGAGUUUAGAUUUGAUUGAUGUUUAACAAUUUGCAGGGAGCAAAACUUGUAUAGUUUAUAGACUUUCUUCGCAACCCGAUUUGCAAACAUAAAUUGUACACUCUCUUGUACAUAUUGUAUAUGAUAUUUGUAUAAUAAAAUAGAGAGAGAUCGAUGCAAAUCACAA